AUGAACAGCUAUGUGCAGGCACUGGCUUGGGCCAUUGAUGAUGGUCGGGCGCUGCACUUUGACCUACUGGGGCGCGGGGCUCACUUCUUUCGUACACUUCUAGUACAAACUCGAUCGGAGCCCGUCCUGCUGGUCCAGGAUCUCAUGUGGAACACGAUCAUUACUGGGUGGCAGGACAGACACCGACAACAUGACGUGGUGGAGUUCGCAUCUUUCAUCAAUGACAAACAUAAGCUACCACUUGUGGAAGGUACAUGGGAGGCUCGAACUUUUCUCCAUGGGGAGGGGCUCAUCAAGGACACGGGGCACAGUGCUCAGCCAUUGCUGUUACAUAUGAUCAGCGCGCCGCCGGGGCUCGCGCCUAUCUGCCAGGUACAGUCUUUGGUGGAUUCAUGGCAUGCACAAGAAGAUGUACAUGCGUUCACGGUGCUACCCCCAGUGCUGAUGCUACAGCUUGGUCGUUUUCACAAUGCGGAUGGACGUAUCAACAAGCUGCACACACAUGUGGAAGUGGAUGAGGAACUCUGGAUUCCACUUUUCAAUGGUGCGGGCAUACAGGACACUACCAAGUGCUACUACGCUCUGAGUGGGGAUUCUGGAGCUGCGACGACAAUAGACCGGCGUUUUCGUGCAGUGAAACACCGGACAUGA
Molecule: messenger RNA, 651 nt
Organism: Symbiodinium sp. CCMP2456
Lineage: Eukaryota; Dinophyceae; Suessiales; Symbiodiniaceae
Source: the annotation of a GenBank genome assembly